UCAGUCACACAUCUGCGCGGUAGCUGCCGGAAGCGACUUCGCAUUGGUUGCUGGGAAUCGUGGUGAUGUGGCCCCCCCUUCCCCCUCCCCGCCCCGCGAUGUCGGAGGAAACCCGGCAAAGCAAAUUGGCUGCGGCCAGGAAAAAGUUACGAGAGUACCAGCAGAAGAAUAGUGCAGGUGGUCUUCCGGAAGUGAAGAAGAAGAAGAAGAAGCUUAAAAAUGACAGCAGCCCGGAGAGAAGCCCCUCUGAGGACAGUCACUCCCCGGAGGACAUUCAGGACAUCCUGAAGGUGCUGGUGUCCGACCUUAAUCGUUCCAAUGGGGUAGCGCUCCCCCCAUGGGACAAGUGCAAGGCGCCCAAAGAUCGCAUUGCUACUGCACCACCAGCUGCUGAUGACACCGUGCCGCUUGGUGGUGUCGCUUCCCCUGACGCUAGUCUAACUAGCAUGGCGUCAACUCAGAAUAAUGAUGCUGACAAUGCUCCUGCCCUCAUGGAUGAGACCAGGACUUUAUCAUCAACCGAGAGCCUGCGACAACUUUCACAACAACUCAACGGUCUUGUAUCCGAGUCAACAUCCUACAUUAAUGGGGAGGGCCUCACUUCUUCUAACAUGAAGGAUCUAGAGAGCCGGUACCAAGAGCUGGCAGUAGCCCUGGACUCCAGCUAUCUAACAAACAAACAACUCAGUAACACCAUAGAGGAACUGAAACAACAGAACCAGGAAACUCUGGAUCAAGUGGAAAAAGAGAAGAAAGAAUGUCAGCAAAAGUUGGCCAAGGAACAGGGGGCUCUGCGAGAACAACUGCAGGUACACAUUCAGACCAUUGGGAUUCUUGUGUCUGAAAAGGCAGACUUACAGUCAGCCCUGGCUCACACCCAGCAGGCAGCAAGACAGAAGGCAGGGGAGUCAGAAGACCUUGCUAGCCGCCUGCAGGCUUCCCGCCAGCGUGUUGGAGAGCUGGAGCGGACCCUGUCUGCCGUUUCCACCCAGCAGAAGCAGACGGACAAGCACAACAAGGAGCUGACCAAAGAGCGAGAUGCUCUCAAACUGGAAUUAUACAAGAACAACAAAAACAACGAGGACCUGAAGGAGCAGAACUCUGAACUGGAGGAGCGGCUCCGUGUCCUGCUCAAAGAGAAGGCGACCCUGCAGCUGGGAACAGAGGAGCUGCAGAAGAAGUUGGAGAUGUCAGAGCUGCUGUUACAGCAGUUCUCCAGCCGCACUGAAGUCCCUGAUGAGAACCAGCAGCUUCAGCGGGCAAUGGAGGAGCGGGCCCUCCUGGAGAGCCGUGUGGGACAGCUACUGGAGAUCCAGAAAAAUCUACAGCUGGACAGAGACCGGUAUAUGGAGAAUCUGAAGGAGGAGCGCAACAUGUGGCAGGAAAGGAUGAAGCAGAUGUCUGCCCAGAUGUCCUCGCUGAGGGAGGAGAAGGAACAGAGCCUGAAUCAGGUGCAGGAGCUAGAGACCAGCUUGGCCGAGCUCAGGAGCCAGAUUGUGGAGUCUCCUGCCCUGGAGCCCCCAGCGGCCCCUGCAGGGCCGUCGGAGACAGAGCAGCAGCUGCAGGCAGAGGCCGAAAAGCUGCAGAAGGAGCUGGCAAGCCUGACGGAACAGCUCCAGGCCCAGGUGCGGGACAACGAGGGCCUGUCCCGUCUGAACCAGCAGCAGGAGCAGCGGCUGCUGCACCUGGAGCUGCAGUCUGAGCUGUGGGACAACCAGGCCGAAGAGCGCAAGCAAAUUCUGGAGACUAUGCAGAACGACCGUACUACCAUCAGCCGGGCGCUCACCCAGAACCGUGAGCUCAAGGAGCAGCUGGCCGAGCUGCAGAACGGCUUCGUGCGCCUGACCAAUGACAACAUGGAGCUCACCAGCUCACUGCAGUCUGAGCAGCACGUGAAGAACGAGCUGGCCAAGAAGCUGGGCCAGCUGCAGGAGAAGCUGGGCGAACUGAAGGAGAUGGUGGAGCUGAAGAGCCAGGAGGCUCAGAACCUGGAGCAGCAGCGAGACCAGUACCUGGCUCACCUGCAGCAGUAUGUGGCCGCCUACCAGCAGCACGUGGCCGCCUACCAGCAGCUGAACUCCGAGAAGGAGGCACUGCACAAGCAGCUGCUGUUGCAGACACAGGUCCUGGACCGGCUGCAGCACGAGGAGGUGCAGGGCAAGGUGGCAAUUGAGGUUGCUCGCCAGGAGCUGCAGGAGACCCAGGAACGCCUGGAAGCCACCAGCCAGCAGAACCAGCAGCUACAAGCCCAGCUGAGUCUCCUGUGCCUCCCUGGAGAGGGGGGAGAUGAAGAAGAGGAGGAGGAGGAGGAGGCGAUAGCCCAGGCCAAAGUGACCAUCCCGGAGGAGCUUGAGAGCAGAGAGGCCUUGGUGGCAUUUUUCAACUCAGCUCUCGCUCGUGCUGAGGAGCAGCAGGCCCAGCUGCGCGGGCAGUUGAAGGAGCAGAAGGCACGCUGCCAACGCCUGGCUCGCCUGGAGGUGCUAUCCCAGGGGGAGCCAGAGAUGAGGACCCCAGGCCCCGACACCAGGGGUGACUACGUGUCUGGGGAGACCCACCAGGCCCUGCAGGGGUCCAUGGAGAAGCUACAGCACCGCUUCCGGGAGGUGAUGCAGGAGAAGGCGGACCUUCGAGAGCGUGUGGAGGAGCUAGAACAUCGCUGUAUCCAGCUCUCUGGGGAGACGGACACCAUCGGAGAAUACAUCGCCCUCUACCAGAACCAGAGGGCGAUGCUGAAGGAGCGGCAUCGGGAAAAGGAGGAGUACAUCAGCCGCCUGGCCCAGGACAAAGAGGAGAUGAAGAUCAAGCUGCUGGAGCUGCAGGAACUGGUGCUACAGCUGGUGAGCCAGCGCGACCAGUGGCAGAGCAGAUUGGUGGCUGCAGCCCCAAGCCCUCCAAGUGAACCCACCCCUGAGGGCUCGCCAGUCCUCCCGGACGCUGCUGCCCAGCAGGCUGAUCUUCGGGAAGUAAGCCUCACCGACCCCGAGGAGCCAGUGCAUGGAGAAGCCGGGGAAGAUGCUGCUGCCAAGAACCCCACUGCGCAGCAGAUCAUGCGGCUGCUGCAGGAGAUCCAGAACCCGCGGGAGCGCCCAGGCCUGGGUGCCAUUCCCUGCAUCCCCUUCUUCUACCGGGCUGAUGAGCACGAUGAAGUUAAGAUCAUGAUUGUCUAAAUGCCACAUGCCGUCAGCCCAGAGAUGUUGGGGCCCAGCCCACCCAGUCCUUGUCACUCCGUCCUUGACCCCUACCCUUUCCUCUGUCACUCCUUCCAAGUUACCCUACCCCCUUAGCAAGCUAAGACCCCUAACGGGGAGAGCAAGUUACAGACCCCUUGCCACUUUUGUUAUCUUGGCAAGGGGUCCUAAGUUGUUUGGCAGGGUUCCUCUCUGAAGGACCCUCAGGGGCUCCUGGUGACCUCCUCACAAGCUCCAUCAUUAAGGACCUCUGUCAACGGGAGCAGCUCCAUCCUUAAAGGCCUCCGUCAACGAGGCCAGCAAUUACAUGGCCCUUAGAACAGGCAGGGGCAUUGUGCAAAAGGGCAUCUGGGUGGGGGUAUCUGGGCAAGGGCAACUUUGGGUGAGGAAAUCUGCGCAGGGGCAAGUUCGGGUGAGAGUCCUGGGUGAGGGUUUCUGGGUGGAGAGCAUUUUCUACUGAGGGCCUCUGGGACGGGGCCUCUAGAUGGAGCACAUCAUAAGCUGAGGGUUUCUGGGUGGGGAGCAUCUUAAACUGGGAGUGUCUGGGUGAGGGGCUCAAGGAUGAGAGCAUCUUCAGCCAAGGGUUUCUGGGUGGGGAGCAUUUUUGACUGAGGGUACCUGAGUGAGGGCAACUUCUGGCAAGGAUAUCUGGGCAAGGGCAACUUCAAGGAACUUGGGUAAGGGUAUCUGGGUGGGGAGCAUCUUCUACUGAGGGCCUCUAUUUGGGAGCAUCUUUGACUGAGGGUCCUGGGUGCAGGCAGCUUUGGGUGAGGGAUCUGGGCGGGGCUUCUGGUCAGGCCCCUCUUUGAAUAGGAAAAUUCUCAUUCAGGGAUGUUCCCAACCCAGCAAGGUCUUUGGUCUUUAGGGUUUGGGACUAGCGGUAGGCCUGGUUGGGGCAGAGUCUGUAAGAGGAGGCUCUGCCCUCUCACCUGCCCCGGAAGACUCCGGGGGCUGGUCCCGUGAGGGCAUGUCACAGCCCUUAGCACACAUGGGGCUCCCCAUGGGCCCACAAGAGCAGCGUCGGGCAGGGACGGCUCUCUAAUCAGUGCCUUUGCUGCUAGGCAGGACAGUGGGGGGCCACGCUGUCACAGCUCAAGGCGCAUGGGGCAGGCAGUUGGGGAACCUGCUUCCCUUUUUCAGGCACUUUGGGGCAGGGCAGGAGGCAGAAUUCUGUCCAGCUUUAUGAAAGUUGGGGCUAACUAUAAGCUCAGUGAGGGGAGAGGCUGCUGGAGGCGGUCUUCCCCUGCCCCCAUGUACAUAUUGUACUUGUGUAACAUUUUGUAUAUUCCGGGGGUCGGGCCACCCCCUGUAUCAUAAUGGAGGCUGGAGCUGAUAAAAGAGGAGGAGGUCUUAAUUAUUUGGGGUCAGGGAACUUAUUUAUUAAAUGACAGGAAGGAGGCGGAGACAGGGCUGUGUAACCCUGGUGAUGUAACUCCUGUUACUUUGGUUUUUAUUUUGAAAUAAAUGGAUU
Molecule: messenger RNA, 4659 nt
Organism: Ochotona curzoniae (black-lipped pika)
Lineage: Eukaryota; Metazoa; Chordata; Mammalia; Lagomorpha; Ochotonidae
Gene: GOLGA2
Product: golgin A2
Exons: 27
Coding region: 66-3167 (1033 amino acids)
Biological process (GO): Golgi organization; spindle assembly
Cellular component (GO): Golgi cisterna membrane; cis-Golgi network; Golgi apparatus
Molecular function (GO): protein binding
Source: RefSeq, a predicted model, not a curated record